This is a messenger RNA of Verruconis gallopava, 2338 nucleotides long. RefSeq lists its product as uncharacterized. The record is from RefSeq and is a predicted model, not a curated record. NCBI's taxonomy places the organism in Eukaryota, Fungi, Ascomycota, Dothideomycetes, Venturiales, Sympoventuriaceae. The transcript is spliced from 2 exons. The coding region runs from base 77 to 2125 and encodes 682 amino acids.
CUUGGUUUGCGCGCCAGAUCUCGCAACCAUUAACAAACAACUGCCAUCUUUCGCGACCUGCCAGACUUGAAUCCCGAUGGCUACGGCCCCGAAGAAGACGCCUACGUCGGGCACAUCAGGUCGCAACUCACCUGGUAACACGCCUACAUCGCCUAGUCCUGCACCAAGGAGAACCGGCACUGGCGCUGCGCCAUCCACACCAAGCAACGGUGUCGCAAGAGCCAGAUCUGUUCGGACAGCGAAUGGUACGCCGGUGUCCGCAAGGGCUAUGGUGAAGAAACCGGCAGGAUCAUCUGAUCUUAAAAACAGCACGUCAGCCGUCGGUUCGGCGGAUGAAGAUGCGCGCAUGGAGUCCUCUGCGCUAAUUGAUGAUCUGAAAGAUAAACUGCAGAGGGCGGAACAGGCUGCAGAGGACUAUAAGAAACAGGUCGAGGUCCUGCAGUCAAGGUUAGAUGAGGCAAUCCAGGAACAAGGAAAGCUGGAAGACAGGCUACACGAGGAAGAGGAGAGAGUAGAGGGUUUGGAGAAUGAGAGACGUGAAGUCCUACGACAGAAGCGGGAGAUAGAGACAAUAUAUGAAACUGAGCGGGCAGCUGCGAUGAAGGAGAGAGAAGCGACACAAGCAAGGGAAGAAGAAUUGCAGAGCAUCAUUCAGAGGUUGAAAGAGUCGUUGUCGCAAAAGGACAAUAAAUCCGGCACAGAUGAUGGCAGAAUGCCACGAGCAGCUUCGUCGCCCACACUCGAGACCGGCUUUGCACCGCCAUCGUCGCUACAGCGGAGUAACUCGCGCAACAAUUCCAAACUGAUAUUGCAGAAGGACCAAUUGAUUGAAUCAUUAAGACUCGAGCUUGCCGAGCUCCAGAUAAAGAUGGUUGAGAUGGAGAAUAUGGGCGAUGCGACGAGGAGGGUGCACGAACUAGAGCGAACUGUACUCGAGCAGCGCAUGACCAAUGCCAGGCUAAUGGAAGACAUUGAUAGCUACCAAUUGCUGCUGAGUGAGAGAACGCUCAACGGAGAUUUUUCGCGCAACGACCUGCUCCGUAGCAGUCCUGCUCCGGAAGACCGAUCGCAAUCACACGAACCUGCCUCGCUUGCGGAUGAGUUGGCUUCAAACGCUUCUGAAGACGGCGAAACGACGGCCGAACACGCUGAAGUCAAAAAACUAAUGAACGAGAUCUCAACACUCAAGAAUGAGAACAAGGCUCUGACCCUGUAUAUCAAUAAAAUCAUUGACAGGAUCUUGCAACAUCAGGGAGGUUACGAAAAUAUCUUGUCGAACACAGAUGAUGAGCCGCCGGCGGGUGCACAGAAGCCUGCGCCUCCAAAUAAGGAUAAAGACCUUCCGCCCCCGCCACCUGCGAAGGACACUGGUCCGUCUUUGCUCCAGCGUGCGAGUUCUGUCGUGUAUGGCCGGAGCGAUAAAUCAAAGCCAAGGCCACAGUCGACCGUUAUUCAGACCAGGGAACCAGGAGUUACUGAAGACAUAAGCACAGCACCAUCUAUCCCCCUCAACCGAACAAACUCGAAGCGCGUGACCGUGGACUUCUCAUCAAGAAGACGCAGUACACAGAUAGAUUACAAUCCUGCAACCGUGGUUGGGAACAUGUACCGCGGGCCAACGAACGAUCCAAACCCUGCGAGCCCGAGCAUUGUCUCACCACGGAAUUCAUUCUUCGGCUUCAGACAACCAAGUGGUAAUGCAACGACAGUGACCUCGAUCAGGGAAGAUGGAGGAGUCGACGACAGCACAGACGAGGACCUUGCGGUUGCUAAUCGCAAAUCUGCUCUGGACGCACUCAAUGGUACGGACGGCUCGCCCAGGAGAAGUGCUCAGUCACCAAGCAAGAAAAGAGACAGCAGCGCCACAAACACAACUGACGGGGUGCCAAGUGUUGACACACCAAGUCCGCCCCGGAGCAUGGCUAGCAGAGACGAGAGAUCAGCUGGCGCCGGCGGGGUCAUGACAGGUAACAAGAUGCGACCACUACGUUUGGUAAAAGAAGCCGAGGAUGAGAAGAAGGCGAACAGGAGUAGUUGGUCUGUCCCACAAAAUAUCACUCAGAGCAUCAGUGGUUGGUGGAACAAGGAUGCUAGUUCAAGCAAGGAUACUUCUGGUGGUUCAUAACGCUACGGUCGCGAUGAAAUGACGAAGUGGCAUGUUUGACUGGGGCUUCGUUGGAGACAAGAGGACCGAGUUCAUUUCCUUGUGCUUGGGUACGAGUAGGUCCGUGAUGAUCGUUUCUAAUGUCCUAUAUCCAACUCCCCGCCUUUGGUUGUUACAUAGACUAUUUGCUUACGUACAAUCUGCUGUAUGCAAUGACAAUUCUACUCUCAAAGA